Gadus macrocephalus (Pacific cod) is the source of this 2801-nucleotide messenger RNA. It is a transcript of the gene sybu, whose product is annotated as syntabulin (syntaxin-interacting). Bases 204 to 2171 code for a protein of 655 amino acids. NCBI's taxonomy places the organism in Eukaryota, Metazoa, Chordata, Actinopteri, Gadiformes, Gadidae. The record is from RefSeq and is a predicted model, not a curated record. Gene Ontology annotation, biological process: synapse maturation; axonal transport of mitochondrion. Gene Ontology annotation, cellular component: vesicle; cytoplasmic microtubule. The transcript has 8 exons.
CGUGCGCCGUCAUAGGUCUGUUCUGGCUGCCCUGCUCUUGUACUGCCUGUGCCUGCACACACCAGCCUCAGCUCGACAUCAAUACAACGAGCAGUGUGUGUGCAUGUCGGUCUCGGCGAUUCAUCCCUGAUCAAUGCGCGCAUCCCUUAAGACUCGCGUGGGAUUUUCAACCAACACCCAGGAACCACGCUGUUUGAACCACAAUGGGACCCUUCCAGGAAUAUGAGGAAAAGAAGUCGCCAGAGAAAGGAAGUCCCCGGAGUCGUAUUCCCCGCCUGGUCCUCCAUCCCUUCCGGCCCAAGGAUCAAGGGUCUCCUGUGUCGGAGUCCCCCACCUCAGAGGAGGAGGGGAAGGACUGCGACCUGAGCUCUGACCGCUCCAAAAGAACCAUCAGUACCAACAGCUUCUGCUCCGGCUCAGAGCAAGGUACCACUGGGUCUCCCCCUCCCAAGCGCCAGCCCGUCGUGAAGAAGGUGAGGCUGAUGGCGGAGAGGAGUGCCGAGCGGGCCGGGGCUACCCGCCACCAGCGCCAUCAGAGGCCCGCCGCCACGGCAGCCAAAGGGAGCGAGGCAGACUUCAGCUCCUCCAGCAGCGCACGGAGCCUGAAGAAGACGAGCGGGAUCCCGAGCCUGGCUGGGAAGAAGACCCCUCGCAGGUCUUCCUCAUCAAGUCGGACCACUCGCACAAGACUGCUGCCAUUGUUCAAGCCGGCAGGUAGCCCCAUAGCCAAUCAGGACUCCGAGCUCUUCGCCCCCUACAAGACACCGAGCAGGGCCUGCGCCUCCACCACCACCACAAGCAGCAGCAGCAGCAACUUCAGCCCCGUCCCCAGGCGGGUGAGACUGGGUCGCUACCACUCCUGUGGAGACAACCAUGGCAUCAUGGCCCCUCAACCCGAGCAGUACCUCACUCCUCUGCAGCAGAAGGAGGUGAACAUCAGACACCUGAAGACCAAGCUAAUAGAGUCGGAGACCAUCAUUCAUGACAGAGAGGCUGACGUAGACGAGCUGAAAUCCCAAUUGGAAAGGAUGCGCGAGGACUGGAUCGAGGAGGAGUGCCAUCGCGUGGAGGCGCAGCUGUCCCUGAAGGAAGCCCGCAAAGAAAUCAGGCAACUGCGUCAGGUGGUGGAGACCAUGAAGAGCAGCCUCAUGGAGAAGGACAAGGGGAUCCAGAAGUACUUCAUCGACAUCAACAUCCAGAAUCGGAAGCUGGAGUCCCUGCUGCAGAGUAUGGAGCUGGCCCAGAGCGGAUCCAACCUCAUGGACGACCAGAGCAUGGACUUCCUGUGUGACAUGCCCGAUGGCGAUGUGAAGGCCAAGCUUGAGGAGGAAGUUGGGGAGGCAUUGGGAGACCAGGCGGCUGAGCAAAUGGCAGACAGUGGGCUGCUGCUGAACGAUGAGAUGGCCAACAGAGAGGACAUUUUGGAGCGGGUCUUGAUGUCCACCGCUGUGGAUUUCAAUCAGGACAUUAGCUGCAAGUUGAGGCCCGGGGAGGGUCCCAGAGUGUCCACACUGCUGGAGGAAGAUAAGCUGGUGGAUAAAUCAAAUGCGCCCACAGCCGUCCUGAAGAAUCCCUUCUCCGUUGCUGACAUGAGAACGUCCCGUUCAAAGGAACCUCCCAAGGCUGAGAACAAGGAAAUGCAGACGGAGAUAACGCCUGCGUCUCAAGACCUCCAGGCUCUGCUCCUUCAGCUCCUAAAGCUGCAUGGGGGAAUGGUGGGAGAUGCCUCUGUCAGCCGGCCAGGAGAUGCAGACCUUCUCACCCCUUUUCCCUUACCUGCCCAUGCCACCACCACCACCACCACCACCACCACCGACUUCACGGACUGCACACCAAGCCCUGGCCCCGCAGAGAGCCCCGAAAGCUGGACUGAUUCCGGGUUGUGCUCCGCCGCGGAGCCUGCAGAGGGUCCCAGGUUCAUGGAGGAGCUGGACUUCGAUGUCUGCGAGGGGGGCCCUAGGGAGGCGCCCGAGUUGGGCACUGAGGUUAAGCGCUACUGGAGCAAAAGCUUUCUGGUUGAUCUGGUGGCCGUGGCGGCCCCCGUGCUGCCAACAGUGGCAUGGCUCUACUCGCGACAUGGUGUGGACGGAAGUGCUCCGGUGUGCAACAUCGCUGCCCUGAUCCGGGGCUGUUGCAUUAUGGGAUUGCACUCGCUCCGCCAUGUCGCAUAGAGACCAGAUGUCUCUUUCGCUCCUCCCUACCGCAUGCACACACCCAACAUUCUGCUAAAGCACUUCAGCAAUUCUGCUACAUCAUCCAUGUUUUGAUUUCUCAUUAGAUUUAUGAUCAUGCAGUCAUGUUCCACCACUGUAACGUUGCACUACUGCCUGAUUGAGGCACACUUAUCACACAUAGGGUAUUUAUAUUGGGUGGUGUUUAAAGCGUUUCAUUUGUCUUUUGUUUGUGUAAUUUAAAUGUAUAAAUAUGAAUCAUCAGGGUAGAUGGUAUUGAUGUCCAAUAUUUUUCCUUGUAUUAAGCUAUUUAAUUGAUCCCCAAAGUGCUAUGAUGUAUAAGCUUUAGGAGGUGGAGAUGAAUGUUUAAUAGCGUUUGCGUUGGAUGAUUGGAUUUUUGUUUUAUUGCUCUAAAGGAAACCUUGAACCUUCAGCCAAAGCUUUAAUGUGAAAUCACUGUUAGUUGUGUGAUCGUCGUUUUCUCCUGUGGAGGUGGGCUUUGUACACUUCAUGGUGUAUUGGAAAUAUGUUCCCUUAAAAGCAACUUACACUGGUAAUGUGCCUGAGCGAUGUGCAAUACUGACACCUAUGUCCUUGUGUAUUUAUUAUUAUUAAAGCAUGAUAACCGCA